This is a messenger RNA of Eurytemora carolleeae, 2444 nucleotides long. RefSeq lists its product as uncharacterized. The transcript has 11 exons. Lineage: Eukaryota; Metazoa; Arthropoda; Copepoda; Calanoida; Temoridae. The record is from RefSeq and is a predicted model, not a curated record. The coding region runs from base 505 to 2379 and encodes 624 amino acids.
CAACUAAUAAGUUUACUGUAAAAUUUUUGUUGCUUUUUUCGUCGUCGUUAUUUAAUAAUUUUUAAAAAGCUGAUCCUAAAAAUCAUCCCUCUAAAAUGGACAAUCUAUGUGGAUUUUAAAGUUUGAAUUUGCGCUCUUACUGAACAAAUAUGCACCGUACAAACGUAUUAUAUGUCUCAAAUAAAUCCUAAAAAAUUUCUUCUCAAUACUAUAUUCUCAUUUCAACUACCAUACGCCGGUCACUCCCUUUAAUGUAUCAUUUUAAUCUGACUAUUGUCACUAUCCAAAAUCCAGAAGUGUUAUUUUACGCAAAAUUUACAGUAAAUUACUAGUAUUUUAACAGCAAAUGUUAUAUAUAUAACCAUGCCUUAAACCUGAAAAGUGAAAUACUCAAACGUUCAAAAUUAUCAAGCUACGUUGACCAACUUAUUAACCUCAACCUAUUGGACCAAAAUUAGCAUUUGUUGAAUAAAUUUGCAUGUUUAUUGUUGUUUUCCAGGCACAAUGUUACGACAAGGAAUGGCGCAUUGUCGUCGUGUCAAAAUUCUUACUCAAAAUCGUAUCUUCCACACGUUCUUGAAACUUGAGUUUAGUAUGUACGACAACGGUGAAUACUCUCGUCUUCUGUACACCCGCCUGUCCCUGGACAAUAACUACCAGUACCUGGAUCCUAAUUAUGCUGUUGAACCUGAUCCCGGAGCUGUAGCAACCAGACUUAUAUCCACCCUACAGAGCAGGGAUGAGAAUCCUGGAACCCUAGAGAACCUAGAAGGAGAAGUUCUGAACAGAUUUAAGGAGUGGGCGUCAAGUGUACAGCUCCGGGUUGGAUAUCUGAUGCAUCUUAACACAAAAAUUAACUCAAGACAGUAUUUGGAUAGAGUUAUCGAGCAGAUGGGUUCAGGAGAUCUUAAUAAUUUGGAACCACACGAACUUGUUGCUCUUCUUCUUCUAAUUUACUUCAGGAAGGAUCUAACAAUUGAUGAUAUCUGUCAAUAUCUAGAUUUAGAUGAGCUGCAGAUUGUGUUUGCGUUGAAGAUCCAGCGAGGUCAACUGAAGCCUGAAGAGAUCUGUGCUGGUUGUCUUGGAUUGAAGAAAAUUAAAAAUCUGCGGAUAAAGAACGAUGUACUAAGACAUGUACUCUAUGACCUACUGAAUACUAAGAAUCUGGAUUCAAAAUUUAAGGAUUUCUACUUCAUGACGAUAAUAUCCACCUUGACGAAAGGAAACCAGGUCUACCACGAUAACCCAGUCAGCAUUGAGAAGGCGUUUCUUAGUUUCCUUGAAUACAGCGAGGACGUAUCUGUGAUGACCGCUAUAAAGAUGAUGACGUAUGGAAUAAGCAAUGGGUUAGAAAACCAAGAAUUAACAGAUAAGGUUUGCAACCGAGUCAUCUCCAGCAUUGAUCAACUGAACUGCAAGGAUAUGCUUGGACUUACAUACUUCUUCUCUAAGUCUAACUAUUACAACCUUAAACUCCUUCUGUUACUAAAGGGUGAAAUAUCUCGAUUGUUUGAAACGGCGACCUCUGUUGAAGAGCUAGUUGAUGUAUUAAACUCCUUGAGCCACCUCGCUAUUAAUCAUGUUUACAGGAUGGAAGUUAUAACUCCAUUUAUUCAAGCUAUGAAUGAUAUUAAACUAAGCGAAGUGAAACAUUCGAACUUAAGUACAAUGGGGAAGGAGAUGAUAAAGAACAUUGCUGAGAAACAUCCUCACAAAGAUGCCCUGCUAGCGGAUACAUCCAGUAUAGACCAGAAUAUAAAGUUGUCCUCUUCCCUGGUUCGAAUCCCUGCCUUCCUUACAUUUAACCUACGCCUAGAUCAGGUUGACCUGGAUCUAGAGUUAAACAUGGAUUUGGCAGCUUUAAUUCUUUCUCUUUUUCAUAAAAAGAUACCUUUACAAAUCCAAACCCCUCAGAUGAGUUCGGAUAAUCUGGAGAACAGAUCGAAGCUUCUGGUGAACUGUUACCGUGGGGCUGUCAAGAUUCUAGGUUCACCAAGAUUUGUCGGUGUUGGACGAAUCCUUCCACACUUUCACGAUCCAGAUAUCAUCUUUGGAAACAUUGGAGGAACCCCUGUAUCCAUACCAGAGUAUCUUACAGAUUUAAGUAUUCUUAGACCCAAGAGAGCUCCGGCUGGAGACUGGAAUGUCCUUGUAAUUGCAAACAGAAAAAACUUGAACUCUGAGAAUAAAUUGAUAGGGACCGAAGAAGUAAAGGUUCGACAACUCGAGUUUCUAGGAUUUACUCCGAUCGUAGUUCCUUACUCCAAGUUGCUGAAUCCUCUCAGUGCGGAGAAAUCUAUUCUUUCCUUCCUGAGAAAAGACGAUAUUUCUCUACCUAACGUGGAUGAAGGAUGGACGGAGAGAAAUAAGAAAUUUUAAAGCUUUUUAUUUUGAAUCCAUAAAAUGGAUUUGUUACAAAUAAUUUAUUUAUAAUAUUUUCAGAA